Molecule: messenger RNA, 1186 nt
Organism: Armigeres subalbatus
Lineage: Eukaryota; Metazoa; Arthropoda; Insecta; Diptera; Culicidae
Product: leukocyte receptor cluster member 1
Exons: 2
Coding region: 116-1153 (345 amino acids)
Source: RefSeq, a predicted model, not a curated record
AAAGAACAUCACUUGUUUUGUUUAUCUUUUUUCAUAACAUUAUUUUGAAUAAUAAAACCAGUGAAAAGUUCAGACUAAUUAUUAUCUGAGACAUUUACUAUUAUUCAUUAACACUAUGAAUAUUUUGCCGAAAAAGAGUUGGCAUGUCCGAAAUAAGGACAACAUCGCUCGGGUUCGUCGCGAUGAAGCCAAAGCAGCUGAAGAGGAGAAAGAGCGCCAGCGGAGGGUAGCCCUGGCCGACCAGGAGGCAAAAAUCGACUUCCUAAGACAAAAGGCGCGGGCUAAAGCUGGGACAACCGAGACAACCGCGUCCAGUUCCGCCGCUGAGAUCGAUAAACGAAUCGAACGUAAAGAGCAUGUAAACUUUUUCGAGAAUUUAGAAAGCGGAAAGGAUGAUGGGGUAAAGCGGAAAAAUUUUGAACAUGAAAAAGAGAAGAAGGAAGAGCAGGAAAAGUACGAGAAACAGAUUGGGUACUUGACCUAUUUGGGACAGGACACGAAUGAGGCCCUAGGCAAGAGGGAUUGGUACGAUGUGGCUCCGACGAGGAAUGAUAAUUUGGAUAAAGAAGGAAAACGUGUGGAGGUUGGAUUGAAAUCGAAGGAGUACAACGAUCCUUUGAACGUGAUGCGUCGCUAUAUGCCGGAAAUGCGGACUUAUUCUCUUCCAUCUGUUCCGAAAGUAGAACAUGAAGUCAGCAAAGAUGCCAAUAAUGCUUCCUCAAGCAAAUUUGCUUAUCAGUCUUUGACGGGAAAAACUAAAAAGAGGAAACGGAGAAGCAGUACUUCAGAUAGUUCUAGCGUUGAACCAAAACGCAAGAAACGAAAAAAGCAUCGUCAUAAAAAGCAUAAAACUAAAGAUAAGAAAAGUCGAAAAAAGCGAAAGAAGUCGUUAAGUUCUGAAUCGGAAUCACCCGAUGAAGAAUUGCAACGCAUUAAGAAACUUAAACUCGAUGCUUUGCGAAAGGAACGUUUAUUGCGGGAGCAGGAGGAAAAGGCUCGUUCAGAAAAACUGCUUGCAAAACUGAGGGGUGAACCGGAUCCGGACGCUAAAAAGAGUGCAUCAACGCCAACGACCACCGUUGGUCCUAUAAUAGUCAAGCAAAAGUACAACUCUCAAUUCAAUCCUGAGCUGGCGAAGCAAAAUUAUGACUAAACGUAGCAUGAUCAAUAAAUGCAUUCGAAUUUA